Carcharodon carcharias (great white shark) is the source of this 3897-nucleotide messenger RNA. It is a transcript of the gene mef2b, whose product is annotated as myocyte enhancer factor 2b. Gene Ontology annotation, biological process: positive regulation of transcription by RNA polymerase II. Gene Ontology annotation, molecular function: RNA polymerase II cis-regulatory region sequence-specific DNA binding; DNA-binding transcription factor activity, RNA polymerase II-specific; protein dimerization activity. The record is from RefSeq and is a predicted model, not a curated record. The transcript is spliced from 9 exons. NCBI's taxonomy places the organism in Eukaryota, Metazoa, Chordata, Chondrichthyes, Lamniformes, Lamnidae. Bases 575 to 1885 code for a protein of 436 amino acids.
GUGGGGCCGCGGCAUUGAUCAGUGACAUAGCCAGAGAGACACGGGAGAGUGAUAGAAAGAAGCCCCUCUCUCCAUUCGACUUCAAAUAAAUUAAAAGCAAAAAGCACUAGCUAAAGUAUAGGUCAGGGGGCAGUGUAAUGAGGCCGGGCACUUGGUACUGCAGUAAUUGACAGGGGCUGUCAGAGCUCCUGGGAUCUCCGGUACAGUAUUAUAUUGAGAGAGAAUUUUGUCCUCUUGACUCCCUCCUCCUUGCUCCCCCUUUCUACUCUGUGUCUCUAUGUGUUACUGACUUAGUCUUUACAUUGUCUGCACCAAGAUCAACCCCUAAAGGAGGAUGAGGCGGUGCAUUUGAAAAGCAACAGUUUUUUUUAAUCCCGCUCUCCAACAACCGUGUCCAGUUUUUAAUCAUCCCGGACUGGAUUUUUCUUUUGUGUUGAAGUUUUAAUCAGAAAUCGCCAGAGGAGUGGAUUUUGGGGAAAUCGGUUCCAGUGUCAGGUGAUGACAAAAAAACAGUUCUGUAUUUGGAUUUGAAACGUCAAAAAGACGAUAUUGUUAGACAAACGGAGAGUGAAACAUGGGGAGAAAGAAGAUACAGAUCUCCCGGAUUGUUGACCAGCGGAAUCGACAGGUGACCUUCACCAAACGGAAAUUUGGCCUGAUGAAGAAGGCGUAUGAGCUGAGCGUGCUGUGCGACUGCGAGAUUGCACUCAUCAUCUUCAACAGCACCAACAGGCUCUUCCAGUAUGCCAGCACUGACAUGGACCGAGUGCUGCUCAAGUACACAGAGUACAGCGAGCCGCAUGAGAGCCGCACCAACUCUGACAUCCUAGAGACGCUGAGAAAAAAGGGUUUAAAUGGAUGUGAGAGUCCAGAUCUGGAGAUUGAUGACUCCAUUGAGCCAAGCCUGGAGGUAAACGACAAAUACAGAAAGUAUGAAGCGGUGAAUCACAUGAACAACAGACAGAGGGUUUGUGCAGGCACACUGUCUAACCAUGAAGUGUCCAUUCUGGCUGCAGCACAGAGUGCCACCAGUUUGGCCUACAGCAACCCGACUGGGUCCAUCCUAAAUCGAGCUCCACUGCCACAGCCAAUUGUACCUCGAAGUGCUCAUUCAUCAGGGUUGACAUCACAAGUGUCCACAAUUUCUCAUUCAGGUGCUGGUUACUUGAAUACCCAUGUCUCACCAGGGAUGCUGGUCUCCCCUGGUAACCUUAAUAGAAACAUGGCAACAAGGUCCCCGACCCCUGUGAACCUUGGCCCCGACAACCGCAGAGGUGAAAUGCACGUGGUCUCAACUGGCUCCAGGAACAUGGUUGCGUCACUGAGAACGAAUACUUCAACUCUACAACCCACCUCACCGAUGGUUACCAUGACAACUCCCAGUCUAACUGGCCAUGGAUUAGGGGGUUACUCCUCCAGCCUAACUGGUUACUCACUGAAUGACAACGCUUCUGUCUCUGUGUACAACUCACCAGGUGGAGUCCAUCAGGACCAGGCUGCUAUUUGGCAGCCACGGCAGCACCAACACCAUCAUCCGCACCAGAAUGACCUUCAAUCUUCAGCACACCCCCAUUUGGGGGUUAUUGGCAACUCUCACUUGAGCCAGAGCUCCAGCCUGACCUUGCCCACCUUUCAAACGGUCAGCAUCAAGUCGGAACGUGCCUCCCCCCACAGCGAUGGAGGAGGAGGGGGUGGUGGAAUGUUCCAGCACCACGAGGGACGAUUGGCACUCAGCGGGCUGGACGGCGCCCACAGCCCUUGUGAAGAACCCAAGGAUUACGCCAAGGGCUACCAGUGCCCCAUUGUGCUGACCCGGCCCCCAGCCAGGGAUGAGGACAGCCUCACAGCCAAGCGGAUGCGUCUUGUGGAUGGCUGGCAGAGAUGACGCCCCGCGGUUAUGCUGAAAUUUACCAUUUUAAAAAAAAAACUGACGGAGGCAGCUCCUGGAUCUUGCUUUUAUUGUUUUGCAGUUCUUCCUGUGUUCUCCAUCAUAGGGGCCAGGGAUUAAUUUACCAUCGAAUCGGCCAGCCCUUUGAGAACCAGGCUGGCAUUUACCACUUUGAUUGGGGUGGGGGGGGUUGGGGGAGCAGGAAAAGGGGUGUUCCCUGCUCCUCAGCUUCUCUUUCUGUCCCUCUUUGUGGCUUCUCCCCAGAACCUCGGCUGGCUAGAGGCCUUCACGCGGGUUUCUGUCGCUCUGUUUCUGUCCUUAGAUGCAUUUAUUAUUUUUUUUUGUUCCUUCUCCCUCCCACCCCCUUUAGUAUCUGCGGCUCACCUCUGUGGAAGCAUGUGGUAAAUGUGCCUCACGCACCUCCCCUCCCCUCCCCCCACCACCCCCGUUCAGGUGUUUGCUGCCACACGGACCAUGAAAGAUCCUAAGCUCAAUUCUUGGUCCGUGGCUGAGGGCGGGAGAGCCGGACAGGCCACCCUGGGACGAUGGUUUCUCCGGGUGCUGGGCAUCUCUGGUAACACCUGUCCCAAGUGGCCCUUCCUCACGUGUGUAAUGGCAGGCUGUUUGACUAUAUGUGGCAUCGCGGCCACGCACAGUCCUCUUCUCGCUUGAACUCCAUUGAAGCACGCGCAAGGGAAUGCUGGGUAGUGAUCAGGCACAGGAACCGAGGCUGGAAGUUUCCCCCGUUUACCCCACUAGGGUGGUGGGGCAAAAUGCAGUCCCCCACAACCCCCUUCACCAUGCAAACUGCCCUGGCUAAAAUUAUGCUACCUUGUACGUUCAGGAAUUGAUACGGGCAACUUCCUCAGUUUUGCAUGGAUGGGGAGGGGUGCAUUUCCCCGGUAAACCAUGGGUGUGGGUGUCCAGCAGCAGAGGGUUACUACUUUCUACUCUGAGCUCAUCCACAACCGAGAUCAGGAUUUCAUCCUUGCCUGCCUCACAUUGGCAUAUUUGCACCAAUCCACAGUGCCACAAGGGCAACAUAGCUGACCCAGGAAAGCAGCUGGUAAUCCAACAUCUGGCCAUUUUGAGAAGUGGGGGGGGCGUGGAGGAGAUGGGACAGGGAGACGCAAUUGAAGAUGGAGACUGUCGGAGCAAUUCUUGUUCAUGCCCCACAGAUCGUUCUCACUCCUGCACCCAUCAGACAAGGUGUUUUGGGAAGGGUUGAGGGCUCAUUUUAACCUAGGCUGCUGGGCAGGAAUCCCGCAGGAUUGGGAGGAACACGGGCUUUGCAUCCCUUUUGAUAUCACCCCUCGCUCACUCCAACCAAAAGUAAAAUGAGGUAGGGUGUAAAAACUGGUGUUAGGUUAAAAACAGCCUUUCGUUAGAUCAUAGAGACGACACAUUCUAUCAUUUAUUUUGUGGAUAUCACAGGCUGGAAAUGUGUUUCUGUAAACUCUGGGCAUCGUAGCUCACAGUUAAUCUAACCGUAGAACAAAAAUAAAGCUCUGGGUUUCUCUGCUUUCCCGGAUGCAGAGGGAAUGUAUCACAGGUUCUCAAUGCUCCUGAAUAUUCGAAUCUUGAGGGUUAAACCGCUCCCCCACCCCCCACCCCCCCAGUUUCAAAUGGGAAACCAUUGCUUUGUUAAAUAUUGUUCAGUUUUAUUUUUUAAAAGUGAAGGUUUUUCGCAGUGCGAAUAGAUUUCUGUGUCACUCUAGUCUCUGUGGUGUGAAACCCGUUUAAAGGUGGGGGUAAAAGGGAACGUGUAUGGCAAACUUUUUUUUGUACCAUCGGGGAGAGGGUGCCUGUGCCACAUUUUUGUCAUGAGGGUGUGAUUCUGUGAGUGACACAAUGUCUUUCAAUAACAGGUUCCUGGUCUGGGAGCAAUCAUAAGGCAGCUUGCCAGCUGCAUUUAAGAUAAAUUCCCCUCAUCUCCUGUUUUCUCCCCCUAUUCUCCCCUUGCCACCCACCUCUCCCCUCACUACCCCUAACCUCUCCUCACGCCCCUC